Molecule: messenger RNA, 1209 nt
Organism: Micropterus dolomieu (smallmouth bass)
Lineage: Eukaryota; Metazoa; Chordata; Actinopteri; Centrarchiformes; Centrarchidae
Product: GTPase IMAP family member 4-like
Exons: 1
Molecular function (GO): GTP binding
Source: RefSeq, a predicted model, not a curated record
AUUUGUGUUCAUUGUCACUCAUUGUUCUACACAGGAAACACCAUAACAAAUGAGGAGGAGGUGAGGAUAGUGAUGGUGGGGAAGACUGGAACUGGGAAGAGUGCCACUGGAAACAACAUCCUGGGACAAAAGUGCUUUGUGUCAAAGUUCAGUGCAAAGUCUAUGACUGUAGACUGUGCUAAGGGCACAGCUGUGGUGGGUGGGCAACAGGUUGCUGUCAUUGACACCCCGGGUCUGUUUGACACCAGGUUUGACAUGGAUAAAACAACUAAAGAUGUGGGCCAGUGCAUCUCUUUUGCUGCUCCUGGACCCCAUGUGUUCCUGGUGGUCAUCAGACUGGGCAGAUUCACUGGAGAGGAAAUGAAGACAGUGGAGAAGAUUCAAGAAAUCUUUGGCCAGGCUGCAGACAGAUACAGCAUGGUUCUCUUCACUGGUGGUGACCUUACUGAAGACACAACUAUCAAGGACUUCUUGAAUGAAAGCUCAGAGCUUCAACAACUCGUAGCCAGAUGUAACGGCCAGUACCAUGUCUUCAACAACAGGAAGAAGGAGGAUCGCUCUCAGGUCACUGAGCUCCUCCAGAAGAUCAGAGAUGUAGUCCAGAGGAACGGAGGACACCACUACACCAACGAGAUGUUCCAAGAGGCCGAGAGGGCAAUCAAAGAGGAGAAACAACGCAUCCUGAAAGAAAAGGAAGAGCAAAAUCAGGAAGAAAGAAAGAAAAUUGAAAGUAAACUUCAGGAAAAAUAUGAAAAAGAAUUGAAGGAAAUUAAAGAGAAACUCCAGGCUGAGAGAGAGAGGGAGACAAAAGAGAGCAAGGGGGAGAAGGAGAGGGAGAAUGAGGAGAUGAGUGAGGAAAGAACCAACAAGUUAUUUCAAGAGGCCGAGAGGAUGAUAGAAGAGGAGAAACAACACAUCCUGAAAAAAAACAAAGAGCAAAUACAGGAAGAAAGGAAGAAACUUGAAAGAGAAAUUGAGGAAAAACAUGAAAAAGAAAUGAAGGAAAUUAAUGAGAAACUCCAGGCUGAGAGAGAGAGGGAGAGGAAGAAGGAGAAGGAGGAGAUGACUGAGGAACGAACCAACAAGAUGUUGCAAGAGGCGAUGAGGAUUAUGGAAGAGGAAAAACAACGCAUCCUGAAAGAAAACAAAGAGCAAAUACAGGAAGAAAUAGAGAAACUUGAAAGGAAUAUAGAAGAAAAAUAUGAAAAA